Molecule: messenger RNA, 1997 nt
Organism: Exophiala mesophila
Lineage: Eukaryota; Fungi; Ascomycota; Eurotiomycetes; Chaetothyriales; Herpotrichiellaceae
Exons: 1
Coding region: 100-1854 (584 amino acids)
Biological process (GO): oligosaccharide catabolic process
Molecular function (GO): alpha-amylase activity
Source: RefSeq, a predicted model, not a curated record
AGUCACAAUCUCAGGGUUACCCGUGAAGUCUCACCUCAGAAGCACAAGGCAGCUUUGUCUUGCACACCAACCUCGCCUUGCAUACUAACCAGAUUGACCAUGAUAUCAAAAUUUGCUCAGCCAUGGUGGAAAGAAGCCGUCUUUUACCAAGUAUAUCCGGCAAGCUUCAAAGAUUCCAAUGGAGAUGGGUGGGGAGAUAUUAGAGGCUUGAUUUCCAAAAUCGACCAUCUCAAAGACCUCGGGGUCGAUGUGGUUUGGUUAUCGCCAAUGUUCGAAAGUCCACAAGCUGAUAUGGGCUACGACAUCUCAGAUUAUCAAAAAGUCUAUGCUCCGUAUGGGACCGUUCAAGACGUAGACGACCUGGUGGAAGCAUGCCAUAAGAGGGGAAUGAGAUUAAUCCUCGACCUGGUGGUGAACCAUACCUCCAAAGAACACCAAUGGUUCAAAGAGUCAAGGUCGUCAAAAGACAAUCCCAAGCGCAAUUGGUAUAUAUGGAAACCCGCCCGAUAUGACGAAGAGGGCAAUCGAAGACCACCGACAAACUGGAGGAGUUAUUUUGCUGGGGGUACAUGGACUUGGGAUGAGCUGACCCAAGAAUACUAUCUUCACCUAUAUGCAUCCGAUCAACCAGACCUUAACUGGGACGAUGAGUCGUGCCGAGAGGCCAUCUACGAAGAGACCAUGAGAUUCUGGUUGAAUCGCGGAGUGGACGGCUUUCGAGUGGACACGGUGAACAAAUACAGCAAGAGGACAGACUUUGUCGACGCAGCCAUAACAGACCCCACCAGCGAAUGGCAGCCCGCGCCUGAGAUGUGGUGUAACGGGCCAAGGAUACAUGAGUUCCUCAAAGAGAUGAACAGUAAAGUUCUGAGUCAUUACGAUGCUGUCAGCGUCGGCGAGCUCUCCAACACCCCAGACCCAGAGGGAGUUCUCGAAUACGUCAGGGCUUCGGAAAAGGAGCUCGAUAUGGUGUUCCAGUUCGAUAUGAUAAGGCUCGGCACUGGCGGCGGAUUCGGGGGAAAAUAUGAUUAUCAGCCUUGGAAGCUGACUCAAAUGAAGACGUUUGUGGAAAGGUGGCAAAGCUUCAUUGAAGGCACCGAUGGGUGGACGACGGUGUUUUGCGAGAAUCAUGACAAUGGACGGGCUGUUUCUCGAUUUGGAAACGAUAGCCCAGAUCACUGGCAAAACUCUGCCAAAAUGAUUGCGCUCUGGCAAACAACUCUGACUGGAACGCUGUUCCUCUACCAGGGACAAGAGAUUGGUAUGAAAAAUAUGCCGGCCAGCUGGGGCAUCGAGGAGUAUAAAGACAUCGAGAGCAACAAUUUCUACCGUGAAGCAGAAAAAGAUAAGGAUGUGUCAAAGAGAGAACAAGUCAUGAAAGGGCUUCAAAUACUCGCAAGAGACCAUUCCAGACUUCCAUUUCAGUGGGAUGGAUCCGCACAUGGCGGCUUCACAUCACCGGACGCUGUGCCUUGGAUGCGAGCCCAUGACGACUUGGAGUCGAUCAACGUCGCUGUUCAACAAGGAGACUGUGACAGUGUACUCUCAUUUUACAAGAGGAUGCUGCUUUUGCGCAAACAGCACGCAGACCUUUUUGUGCAUGGCAACUUCCGACUGGUGGACGAGGAUAACGAGCAGGUUUUCAGCUAUACCAAGUCCAGCCUAGAUGGUACCAAGGAGGCACUAGUGGUCCUCAAUUUUUCCGACAACAUUCAGCCGAUUCCAGACAUUCUGACCUCUGCGAAGCGGAAAUACUCAACAUUGUUACUGUCGUCGGCAUGUUCGACUUCAUCCGUCAGCAAAACAGAUCUGGAACCAUACGAGGGCAGGGUUUACUUGGGCCUGACAGACUGAGUUCGAGACGGAAGCUGAGAAUAUCAAGUCCCCAUAAUUAGACCGCAUAUAGAGAUGCAAAUGAACGGCGCACUGGGAGAUGCAUUGUCAUUUAGAAACAAUAUUGCCCCAUAUUCCCCUUUUCCAUAUUGAGAUAGAUAUAU